AUUAUUUUUAGCUUUGUCCUGAUAAUCAAAGCAAAAAUUAAACUUUCUACAAGAGACUUUGUUCAAUGAUGGUGUCUAUUUCCUUGUGGUUUCCGUCUGUCCUUCUAUAUUCUUUUCCUCUUUUAUUAUAUUAAUUUGAUCUCAUCAAAGUCUACCAUGUUUAUCCUGAACUUCCUUUUUGAUCUCCAAACCUACUAUUUCUAAUCCAUGUGCUUUCUAAAUCUCUUCCUGGCCAUGGAUUCGGAUGAUGAGAGACAUGCUAAACGAAGGAAAACCAAGCCUGAAGAUGAUCAACAACAGACAACUGGGAUGGAAAGCCUUCCACACGAAAUCAUCGUUGACAUACUUUCAAGGCUACCGAUCACAUCUUUGGUGCAGUUCAAGUUUGUAUGCCGAGGAUGGCGUGCCUUAGCUCAAGAUCCUCUUCUUGCUGAUAUGCAUCUUUCCUGGAAAACUGAGAGCAAUCCAUGCCUCAUCCUUCACUGUGAUAUUCCCAUCCGAAACCAGCUGUAUUUUGUUGAUUUAUCUGCUCACAACAAAGACAAAGAGAAGGUAAAAAGGUUAUAUGCACCUUUCCAGGCUGCCAUGCCUGAAUUUGAUGUAGUAGGAUCGUGCAAUGGUUUAUUAUGCUUUUCUGAUUCAUUAUACAACGAUGCACUUUAUAUUUACAAUCCUUUUACCCUGGAUUAUAAAGAGCUGCCAAAAUCUAGACAAUAUACAGAUCAGGAGGUAGUGUUCGGAUUUGGAUUCCAUCCAAAAACAAAGGAAUACAAGGUAGUUAAGAUAGUUUACUAUAGGAAUACUAGUACUAGUAGCUACAGUCGUGCCCGAAGAAUCGUUUAUCCGCAAUCAGAAGUUCAAAUUUUCACACUCGGAAGCUCUGCCUGGAGGAGUCUUGGAAAAGUAUCACACCAGUUUGUAAGGCGGCCUUCAGAGGCUCUGGUUAGUGGAAGACUUCAUUGGGUGAGUAGGCCACGGAGAUAUUAUCCAGCUCGCCGUCUUAUGUCAUUUGACUUAGCAGAUGAACAAUUCCGAGAAGUCCCAAAACCUGAUUGCGGUGGUCUAAACAGGUGUAAUUUUCAUCUGUCUGUUUUAAGAGGUUGUCUUGCUGCAGCUGUUUAUGGAAACUAUGGGAAAUUGGAGAUAUGGGUCAUGAAAGAUUAUAAUGUGAAGGAGUCUUGGAUCAAAGAAUUCAGCAUUGGUGCUUACAUGCCAAAAUGUUUGAAACAAAAUUUGGACCGAGACAGACCUUUGAAGAUAUGGAAGACUGCUUCAAAUGGAAAAGUUGUUCGAGUUCUUUGCUUACUAGAGAAUGGUGAAAUCUUGUUGGAGUAUAAGAACAGAGUUUUAGUCUCCUACGAUCCAAAGAAAGGGAAAUUUAGAGAUCUUGUAUUUCAGGGGAUACCUAAUUGGUUUCAAACAGUUGUUCAUGCAGGCAGUUUCAAUUGGAUCAACACCCCUCCUUGAUUUGUGAAAAUUGCAGCAAUGAAAAAAUGGAUGCUUCUUUCCUUGUGAGUUUGCUGCUCUCUAAGAUUAAAGUGAUGCUGUUCAUCAAUGUUUGUUUGUCCUUCCUGUCUUACCUUGAUACAUCUCAUUGUAAUUUCAUGAAUAUUAUUAUACACAAUCCAAAUUUGGAAAUUUAGAUGAUAAAUUUCUGCUUUUCAAACUGCAUUUCUUAUGAACUAUUCCCCUUCUGCAAUCAAAUGAUUUCCUCUUUCCUUGUAAAAGUUAGACACCAAUUCAUCUUUCUAGGCCAAUAAGGGGAUAAUAUAAACAAAGGAAAAACAGAUUUGAAAAUUGUAUUUCAAGACAAAGGGAAAAAAAAGAACUCAACCACCAUCAUUACAGACAAUUAAAAAUUCUGAUGCCUGGCGCAAGUAGUAUUAAAUGGUAUGAAUCUAUUUCAAACCUUCAAGAAAAACCAAAAUGAACUGUUAUAUGCAUGU
Messenger RNA from Durio zibethinus, 1946 nucleotides. RefSeq names its product F-box protein At3g07870-like. Gene Ontology annotation, molecular function: protein binding. Lineage: Eukaryota; Viridiplantae; Streptophyta; Magnoliopsida; Malvales; Malvaceae. The record is from RefSeq and is a predicted model, not a curated record.